GUCCUGAGUCUUGACGGCAAGUCCUAGUUGAAAAAGGGUAGUGAGUUUUUUGAUACUUCUCUCUCCGAUCUCUAAUAACCGUGGAGGAAGGUAUGGCAGGACAUAGUGAAUCAAGUGGAGCAGAGAAGAAAUCAAGCGAGGCCGCCAAUGAAAUACCAACCUUCAAUGCUGAGAAUUUGCAGACUAAUAUGAAAGCUAUCUAUUACAGCCGGACUUUUCUGUCAAUCAUUGGUGGGGUCAUUGCUGGAAUAUUAGGAUUCACAAGCUUGACUGGGUUUAUCUUCUAUUUCCUUGUCAUGGCAAUCACUUCAGUUGGGCUAAUAGCAAAGUCAGGGUUUUCAAUCCAUUCAUACUUUGAUAGCUGGAACCGGGUUAUAUUUGAUGGCUUGUUGAGUGGGCUCAUGUCGUUCGUGCUUUUCUGGACAUUUGCUUAUGACAUGGUUCACAUAUUCUGAUGGAUUCAUUGCUAAUCUUGAACGGAAGCAAAGCCGUGAUGUUGCUGCUGCUGCUGCUUGCUGUGAUGUAUCUGCAUACCCCGGGAGUUUGGAAAUAGCUUUAAUAAUUUUGUAUCCACUUCUAAAAGAUUAUGUGAUUUACUUCAGUCUAUCUUCCCUAUCCCUUCUCCUUUUUAAUACUUAUAUGAUUGCAAGGGGCCAAGUGGGGGGGAAUGUGUUGGGGAGGUUGACUGUAGCAGACAGUCUGAUGUGUAGGAAGUUUUGUAUGAAAGCUGCUCUGUAGGCUGGAUCACCCUUGCAACAUUUUUUUUUUAAUUACGUAAGAUGUCUUUUGAAAAGAAGAAAAUUCUAGAAUCUCUUAGUGCAAUUUGAGAUUUGACAAUGCUAUGGUGUUCUGCUAAGUCAACUUGGCUAUUCAAUAUUAUUGGAGCGACUUUGUGCAACA
This is a messenger RNA of Quercus lobata, 900 nucleotides long. RefSeq names its product Rab5-interacting family protein. The transcript is spliced from 5 exons. Gene Ontology annotation, cellular component: endoplasmic reticulum; EMC complex; membrane. NCBI's taxonomy places the organism in Eukaryota, Viridiplantae, Streptophyta, Magnoliopsida, Fagales, Fagaceae. Gene Ontology annotation, biological process: autophagosome assembly; protein folding in endoplasmic reticulum. The coding region runs from base 93 to 455 and encodes 120 amino acids. The record is from RefSeq and is a predicted model, not a curated record.